GCUCGACCGUGUUUCUUUUCUGCACCUUCUAGUCGAUAUGCCGCAGACCAUCGCUCUGCAGGUCCAGAGUUUGAACAUUCGCGGCCUGUAGCCGCAAGUACGUCUCCACUUCAGCUUUGCAAAACAGCUGCCGCAAUCACGCAUUUGGCUCUGGAAAAUGAGACAGAAAGCUCAUGGAUAGCCGGACGGACAGCCGGAACCGAGAAACCUCAGGGGGUUAUAGAAGAGCGAUUCCUCGUAUCGUGCGCAGUGGAGUGCCAACGAAUGUCGAGGAACUUCGACACCUCCAUUCGACCAUAAUCUCCAUGAUUUGGAAUCCGUAGAAUUUGCAGGUCGGAGAUCGUUCGGAAAGGAUCGGAAGGAUUGUUGGCCACCGUAGCGUUGGUGCAAAAUGUGGGAGAUUUGCAAGAGAGCAGGGAAUGGAGGAAUGGAAAAGGCGCAGAGGGCGUGGAUGAUGGUCAGGAGCGCGACAUUUUCUGGCAGUGCGGGCCUAUGGGCUGGGGAGGUGAAGGUUUUAGGAGGAAAAGGAUGGACUGGGAGUGUGAGUAGUGGUGGUUUGCUGCCGUUGAAUGGGAUCAGUGACAACAAAGGAUCUAGGAAGGACAGGACCAGGUUGGGACGAGGAAUUGGAUCUGGCAAAGGGAAGACAGCCGGAAGAGGGCACAAAGGUCAGAAAGCGCGUAGUGGACACAAACCUAGGCUAGGAUUUGAGGGUGGACAGACUCCUCUUCGGCUCAGAAUUCCAAAGAGGGGUUUUACCAACACUCUUGGGCAAUCAUAUCAGCCCGUGAACCUGAACAAAAUAGCUGAGCUUGUGAGCAAAGGUCGGAUCGAUGCGUCGCAACUUAUCACAAUGAAGACUCUGAAGGAUGCAGGGGCUGUUGGAAAAAAGAUGCUAGACGGUAUGAAGCUGCUUGGAAGAGGAUCCGAACAUUUUUCGUUACCUAUCCACAUUGAGGUCAGCAGAGUGUCUGAGCGUGCCAAAGUAGCGAUUGAAGCUGCCGGAGGAAGUGUCCGAAGGGUACAUUACAAUCAGCUUGGACUUAAAGCUUUGCUUGAUCCAGAUUGGUUCCACAAGAAAGGUCGCCUCUUGCCUCAACCUGCGCGUCCACCUUUGAAGGUGAUACCAAAAGUUGACGGAAUCGGGUCGUUGCCAGCUCCUGUUACUCCCCCACCAUCUGCUCCGACUAUCCCCGAGACCACUGUUUCAGCUUAAAUGGAGCUCUCAGCUAUCAUGUUUUCUCGUCAUUUACUGAACAAAGGUGGGCUCUGUACAUAAAAACGAUCGCUUUUACACUUUUUGGUCGAAGGUGUGUUCUGGUAUUGGGCCUGCCACCACAAUUGCAAUCUGUGAGGAAGUUUUGAUACAAUCAUUGGUCAAUGAUUUAGGCGAGGUUCAGAUUUGUUAGAGAGACUUUUUAGUGUAGAAGCAGGUCCACGAUUAUUUAGCAAAAAUAAAUCCGAAAUUUUCACAUUCGAAUUUGCCUCGAAUCGUUCAAAGUUACGGUUUCUGUUCACAGUUUUUACUACACGUUUUAAGCAGUAUUCUCCUCUGCAGAUAUUCCUUCUGUGCAAGCUGGAUUAAUACUGUAUGUCCCAAAGAUACCUAUGAAAUGUAACGUGAAGAUGCAAAGAGCCAGUCAUUUACUAAGUUAUUUUGCUCUGUUGGAAUUUCGCGAUAUAGCAAAUGAACAGAGCAAAUGUAUGGCUUCCUCAGAUGAAUUUAAUACUUCAGCUUCACGCAGAGCUGGGG
Marchantia polymorpha subsp. ruderalis is the source of this 1753-nucleotide messenger RNA. NCBI's taxonomy places the organism in Eukaryota, Viridiplantae, Streptophyta, Marchantiopsida, Marchantiales, Marchantiaceae. The record is from the annotation of a GenBank genome assembly.